AUUCACGAGAAGAAGCAGUACGCGCUGCAGCGCGUGGAAAUAUUGCCAAAUAAAACAGAAAAACUAAAAACCGGCAUAAAAAAGCUUCAAUCGUCACCUCCGGUAUUCCACCGCCCCCCCUCUCUCCCUCUCUCUCUAUCUCUCUAAAAAACACAACACAUGUGACUGUAACGAACAACAACACAUCACCAAACUAUAAUCAUACAAUCUUAUUCGUGGGUUGUUUUUUUAUCCUUUUCAUGUUUCAUCAAUGGCGUCGAACAGAGUUCUAUCGUAUUUCAUCAGUUUAAGGAUGAAGAAAAGCAAUAUAUUCUUCAUGGCUCUCACCACCGUCUUAUGCUCGUGUUCUUAUCUACUCGGAAACUGGAAACUCGCCAACACCGCCACCGACUUCCGCCGUUCUACUCCCUGCAACAUUCAUUCAAAUGCCACCAGUGCCAUCAGGACACAAACUCCACUUGAUUUCAAUCCGCACCACGUAUCCGAUGACCUUGUAAACGCUUUACCGGUGGCGCGUGUGAAACAUAUCCCGCCGUGUAUACCGAAAUUCAGCGAGUACACGCCGUGCGAGGAUGUUGACCGAUCUUUAAAGUUUGACCGCGAGAGACUGGUGUAUAGAGAGAGACACUGUCCGGAGAAAUCGGAGGUGUUGAAGUGUAGAAUUCCGGCGCCGUACGGAUACCGGCAAACAUUCCGGUGGCCGGGGAGCCGUGACGCGGCGUGGUAUGCUAACGUGCCGCAUAAGCAUUUGACGGUGGAGAAGGCCGGUCAGAAUUGGGUGCGGUUUAAGGGCGACCGGUUUACUUUCCCCGGCGGCGGAACCAUGUUCCCGAACGGCGCCGGCGCCUACAUUGACGAUAUCGGAAAAUUGAUCAAUCUCCGGGAUGGGUCGAUCAGGACUGCCAUUGAUACCGGUUGUGGGGUUGCUAGUUUAGGAGCAUACCUUUUAUCUAGAAACAUUUUAACAAUGUCAUUUGCACCAAAAGACACUCAUAUUGCUCAAGUACAAUUUGCACUUGAACGAGGAGUUCCUGCCUUAAUUGGCAUUCUUGCUUCGAUUCGGUUACCUUACCCUUCUAGAGCUUUUGAUAUGGCACAUUGUUCUCGUUGCCUCAUCCCAUGGGGACAGUACGAUGGCUUGUAUUUAAUAGAAGUUGAUAGAGUUUUACGUCCAGGAGGAUAUUGGAUCCUCUCGGGCCCACCUAUCAACUGGGAAAGGCAUUGGAAGGGUUGGGACAAAACAGCGGAACAAUUCAAAGGAGAACAAGAUUUGAUUGAAAGUGUGGCGAAAAGCCUAUGUUGGAAAAAGCUAAUUCAAAAGGACGAUAUUGCCAUUUGGCAAAAGCCUACGAAUCAUGCUCAUUGCAAAAUCAAUCGUAAAAUCUUCAAGAAACCACAGUUUUGCAAAGAUCAAGAUCCUGACAUGGCUUGGUAUACGAAGUUGGAGACAUGUUUAACUCCACUACCGGAUGUUUCCAAUAUCAGAGAGACAUCUGGUGGUGGGCCGGUGGCAAAAUGGCCACAAAGAUUAACGUCAACCCCACCAAGAAUUAUUUCUGGUAGCGUUGGAGAAAUUACAGAAGAGGUUUUCAUAAACAAUACAAAUCUCUGGAGGACAAGGUUAUCAUAUUACAAGACACUAGAUCAACAAAUAGCAGAGAAGGGGCGGUAUCGUAAUUUACUAGAUAUGAAUUCUUACUUGGGAGGUUUUGCAGCCGCGCUUGUUAUCGACAAGGAUCCCGUGUGGGUCAUGAACAUUGUCCCAGUUGAGUCAAAUGUGAAUACUCUCGGAGUCAUAUACGAGCGUGGACUAAUUGGAACUUAUCAAAAUUGGUGCGAGGCGAUGUCUACUUAUCCAAGAACAUAUGAUUUCAUUCAUGCUGAUGCGAUUUUUAGCUUAUAUAAAGACAGGUGUGAAAUGGAAGAUAUAUUGUUGGAAAUGGACAGGAUUUUACGACCACAAGGAAGUGUAAUAAUACGUGAUGAUGUUGACUUUUUGGUCAAUGCAAAGACGAUUGCUGAUGAACUCAAAUGGGAAACAAGAUUGGUUGAUCAUGAAGAAGGGCCACUUGUGAGGGAGAAACUACUCAUUGCUACAAAGCAAUAUUGGACAGCUCCGACCCCUACCCAAAAUCAAUAACCAAAAUUCUAACAAAUUGUGAACUUCUAUUAUUGAUUUUGUAUAUCGUAAUAAUCUAUUAAUUAAUGCGUAUAUUUUAGAUCCUAAAAAAUCUCUAAUAAGUAUAUUGGAAACGAAAAGAGAAUCAUUUUUUUGGGAGAAUUGUAAAGGACAUGUUUGAGUGUUAUACUAUGUUAUUACUUAUUAGUGUGUAGUUUUGACUAUGCCAUGUUGGCAAUAUAAGAGUGUGGUGGUUUGAAGAUUAGGUUAAUAUUUUAUAAUUAUAAUAAAAGUAUAUUGAUUUCUUCUUUCUAUAA
Lactuca sativa (garden lettuce) is the source of this 2436-nucleotide messenger RNA. Its product is annotated as putative methyltransferase PMT15. Gene Ontology annotation, cellular component: endosome; trans-Golgi network; cytoplasm. Lineage: Eukaryota; Viridiplantae; Streptophyta; Magnoliopsida; Asterales; Asteraceae. The record is from RefSeq and is a predicted model, not a curated record. Gene Ontology annotation, molecular function: methyltransferase activity.